Opisthorchis viverrini is the source of this 1050-nucleotide messenger RNA. RefSeq lists its product as hypothetical. The record is from RefSeq and is a predicted model, not a curated record. The transcript is spliced from 5 exons. NCBI's taxonomy places the organism in Eukaryota, Metazoa, Platyhelminthes, Trematoda, Opisthorchiida, Opisthorchiidae. The coding region runs from base 1 to 1050 and encodes 349 amino acids.
AUGAUUGUGCUUUCAAAAAAAUCAUGGUUGUACGGCAGUGAAGCAUCGGUGUUGAACACCGAUGUUAUGCUGUCGAUGAUGAAAUACACUCCUUUGCAAAUCAACUUGCUUUUCACGACAGAUCCAACCGAAUCUCUCGUUUAUGAUGUUCUACAACUGAAUGUGCUGCACACGGGCCGCCUCAUGUUUCAGUUGGCACGAUAUUCGAGAUAUCGCAGGUCUCCAAAACCCUGUGAAGAAAACUUUGUCGAUCUGGAGUAUGCAGACGACAUCGUCCCAACGUUCGAAGAGGAGGGGAAGGCGCAGGUGUUUUUGGAUGAACCGACCAAAGUCAUCCUCUCCUGUGGUAUGCACCUUGAAAUUGGUAAGGGAGAGGCACUGGAAGUUGUGGAGCGUUUUACGUAUCUUGGAAGUUGUAUUAGUUCUGAUUGUAGUGUGACAGAUGAGGUGAAUGCACGAAUCUGCAAGGCUCGGGCCGCGUUUGCUAACUUGAGACACCUAUGGCGUCAGAAUGGUUUAUCCCUGAAUCUGAAGGGACGUGUGUAUCAAGCUACAGUACGGGCUGUUUUGUUGUAUGGCUGUGAGACUUGGCCUAUUCGAGCAGCGGACCUGAGACGUCUUCAGGUGUUCGACAAUCGUUGUCUCAGAACCAUAGCUCGUGUGGGUUGGUGUCAGCGAAUCCGUAACGAGGCAGUUAGAAAGCGUGUUUUCGGUUGUGUAACGGGUACUUCCAUUGAAGAAUGUGUCCAGCACCAGAAGCUGCGUUGGUUGGGACAUGUUUUACGCAUGCCGAACCAUCGUUUGCCGAAGAGAGUACUGUUUUCCAUGCCCAAUUCGGAGUGGCGUAAACAGAGAGGUGGCCAACCCAUGACCUGGCAGAGGAGUAUGAAGGAGAUCACGAAACGCUUGGGUGCUGUCGGUGCUACUCGCCUUCCAGGAUGGGGAUCGCGUGAUCCUCACUGUGCCUGGUUGGAGACACUACACUAUAUGGUUGCCAAUCGAUGUCAGUGGCGUUCUUGUUGUCAGUUUCUAUCCAGAUCGCCUGAGUGA